Messenger RNA from Hypanus sabinus (Atlantic stingray), 1342 nucleotides. RefSeq names its product thy-1 membrane glycoprotein-like. Bases 201 to 680 code for a protein of 159 amino acids. NCBI's taxonomy places the organism in Eukaryota, Metazoa, Chordata, Chondrichthyes, Myliobatiformes, Dasyatidae. The transcript is spliced from 4 exons. The record is from RefSeq and is a predicted model, not a curated record.
UCAGUGGUGCAAUGAGGAACUGUUCCAGCAGCUUUUAAAUUCUCUACAGGAUCCUCGCGAUUGCACAUUUCGCUUCCGAUUUCAAAAACUGAGGCAAUCACAUCGAAGGCUGGGCGAAGCUGAGCUUUCAGUAGCGCAGGAAGCGAGAUCGCAUCAGGCACCACUGCUGGAUUAUAGGAGACUCCCAGCCUAGACCAAAGAUGAACCAGUUGCUCAUACUGUCCAUCCUGGCAGUGAUGCCUUUGAUGGAAGGCCUUGAAAUCACAAGCCUGACUGCCUGCACAUUAGAAACCAAUGAUCUGAAACUUGCCUGCAACUUCAUGAAAAAGACUGGGAUCGUCAACUAUCGGUGGGACUUCCGCUCAGAAAAGAACCAACAGGUGGUUGCAAGCUCCACCAACCCAGGAUCCGUAGCAGCAACUUACAAGCAACGAGCAAAAGUAACCAUGACAGACACUCAAGUAAAUCUCAUCUUGACUGGGUUUGGCAGCUCUGAUAGUGGCAACUAUACUUGCAAUCUUUUUCCCAGCAACGAGCAAGAGAGCAAUAGAUCAGUUUCAGUCAAGAAAGAUGCUGUUCUAAAGUGCAGUGCCCCUGGGCUUCUGCUGAACACCCCAUGGAUGCUGAGCCUGCUUCUCUUGUUUCCUGUUCUUCAAGCCCUGGAACUAAAGGUUAAAUAAUCAGCCACUGAGAAAGAACAGGCAUGACUGCAUCUCCUCUAUGGAAUGAUCGAUUGUUCCAUUGAUUUUGGCCCCCUUCACAUUCUUGUUUAUUUUGUGUUACUUUCCUCUCGUGUCAGUCUCUUAAAACAGAAAUGUGGGUUCGAUAAGUCAGUCACAGUCAUGAACGUAGAGCCUGGAGCACCUGAAAGCACCACUCUCAAGUUCCUUUGGCAUUAAGAUGGUAUCAGUGGUGGUGUUGGCACAGGGGCUACCCUUUUGAAAGAUUUCAAGCCCAUGCACUAAUAUCUAAGCUGAAGGGUUCCCGUAAUCACCUUUUUGAUGUUACUGGUGAUAUGGGGAUACAGAAAGGGACAAGGGCUGGGAGAGCAAUAAUGAACCAUUUAAGUGCACGGAUCCAGGAGAUCUUGGAGCCUGACUGAUUCUCCAAGACCUGGGCCAGGAUCUGCUGACACUGACUGUGACUCUUUCGAACAAUGCAAAAUGAAAUAUUAAUAUAAGUGCUUUGGCUUCUAUUGACUGUAAUGCUAGCCUGCUAAGGUGCCUACCAGUUAUAUAUAUCGAGGAAUCCAGCUCUGAAUGUAUUUUCUAUGUCGGCUAAAUUUUGCGCAUCAGAUUUUUAAAAUUGCAAAUCCCAAUAAAUGUUCAUUUUCUUUCCCACA